Messenger RNA from Penicillium taxi, 3516 nucleotides. RefSeq names its product carbamoyl-phosphate synthase (glutamine-hydrolyzing) CPA2. Lineage: Eukaryota; Fungi; Ascomycota; Eurotiomycetes; Eurotiales; Aspergillaceae. The record is from RefSeq and is a predicted model, not a curated record. Gene Ontology annotation, biological process: L-citrulline biosynthetic process; UTP biosynthetic process; 'de novo' pyrimidine nucleobase biosynthetic process. Bases 1 to 3516 code for a protein of 1171 amino acids. Gene Ontology annotation, molecular function: aspartate carbamoyltransferase activity; dihydroorotase activity; ATP binding. Gene Ontology annotation, cellular component: cytoplasm; cytosol. The transcript is spliced from 4 exons.
AUGGUUCUGGCCGCUCGUUGUGGGCAGGCAGCUUCUUUGCUGCGCCAGCGAUGUCUCAUUGAGGCUCGCCCGGCUCUCUCUCUUCGCGCCUUUUCCUCCCAAUCCUCUGUCCGUUCCACCGCUGCUGCUCUGCGCUCGCAGAAGAACCCCUCUGUAGCUCGCUCCCAGCAGCUUCGCAAUCUCUCCACCUCUAUUCGCCGUUUGGCUGAGGCACAGCAGACCCCUUCUGCUGAGUCUUAUCUAGCCAGCGGUGCCAUCAAGUCCAGCAGCAACCUCGUCGAUGUGAAGAAGGUGUUAGUCAUUGGUAGCGGUGGUCUGAGUAUUGGUCAGGCUGGAGAGUUUGAUUAUUCCGGCUCCCAGGCUCUGAAGGCUCUUAAGGAAGCCGGCAUUCACUCCGUUCUAAUCAACCCCAACAUUGCGACUAUCCAGACCGAUCACAAGCUCGCUGAUGAAGUGUACUACCUUCCUGUGACCCCCGAAUAUGUUACUCACGUCAUUGAGCGUGAGCGUCCCGAUGGUAUUUUCCUUACCUUUGGUGGUCAGACCGCUCUGAAUCUAGGCGUUCAAAUGAACCGCAUGGGUAUUUUCGAGCGCUACGGCGUCAAGGUCCUGGGAACCAGCAUCAAAACCCUGGAGACCUCCGAGGACCGCGAUCUCUUCGCCCAGGCUCUGAACGAGAUUAACAUUCCUAUUGCCGAGUCUAUUGCCGUGAACACUGUCGACGAUGCCUUGAAGGCCGCCGAGUCUGUUGGCUACCCCAUCAUCGUUCGGUCCGCCUACGCUCUGGGUGGUCUGGGCUCUGGUUUCGCGAACAACGAGGAUGAGCUCCGUGAUCUUUCUUCCCGCUCUCUGUCUCUGGCUCCCCAGAUUCUUGUGGAGAAGUCCCUUAAGGGCUGGAAGGAGGUUGAGUACGAGGUUGUCCGUGAUGCCGCUAACAACUGUAUCACCGUCUGCAACAUGGAGAACUUCGACCCCCUCGGUGUUCACACCGGUGACAGUAUCGUCGUUGCUCCUAGUCAGACCCUUUCUGAUGAGGAGUACCACAUGCUCCGUACCGCCGCUAUCAAGAUUAUCCGUCACUUGGGCGUCGUUGGCGAGUGCAACGUUCAGUAUGCUUUGCAGCCCGAUGGUCUUGACUACCGUGUGAUUGAGGUCAACGCCCGUCUUUCUCGUUCAUCUGCUCUGGCUUCAAAGGCCACUGGUUACCCUCUUGCCUACACUGCCGCUAAGAUUGGUCUGGGUCACACCCUGCCCGAGCUUCCCAACGCCGUCACCAAAACCACCACCGCCAACUUUGAGCCCAGUCUGGACUACAUUGUCACCAAGAUCCCCCGCUGGGAUUUGAGCAAGUUCCAGCACGUGAACCGCGACAUUGGCAGUGCCAUGAAGUCUGUCGGUGAGGUUAUGGCUAUUGGUCGUACCUGGGAGGAGUCACUGCAGAAGGCUAUCCGCCAGGUCGACCCCAAGUACAUUGGUCUCCAGGGUGACCACUUUGAAGAUCUCGAUGAUGUCCUGCGCAACCCUACUGACCGCCGCUGGUUGGCUGUUGGUCAAGCUAUGCUUCACGAAGGUUACUCCGUUGACAAGGUCCACGAGCUGUCCAAGAUCGACAAGUGGUUCCUCUACAAGAUCCAGAACAUCGUUGACUGCAACAACGAGCUAAAGGAUAUUGGCAGCCUUUUCGGCAUCAAGAAGGAGAUGAUGCUGACUUCCAAGAAGCUCGGUUUCUCUGACAAGCAGAUUGCUCUCCUUGUCGGCUCUACUGAGGACGAGGUCCGCGCUCGCCGCAAGUCCUUCGGUAUCACUCCAUGGGUCAAGAGAAUUGAUACCCUUGCAGCUGAAUUCCCCUGCUCUACUUCUUACUUCUACACCACAUACAAUGCCUCUGAACACGAUGUCACCUUUGACGAUCACGGUGUCGUCGUUCUUGGCUCUGGUGUUUACCGUAUUGGCUCAUCUGUUGAGUUCGAUUGGUGCGCCGUCAAUGCCACCGUUUCCCUGCGCAACAUGGGCAAGAAGACUGUCAUGAUCAACUUCAACCCUGAAACUUUUUCGACUGACUUCGACUCUGCCGACCGUCUUUACUUCGAAGAGCUGAGUUACGAGCGUGUUAUGGAUAUCUACGAGCUCGAGAGUGCUAGCGGAGUUGUGGUGUCUGUGGGCGGUCAGCUGCCCCAGAACAUCGCUCUCAGGCUGCAGGAGACUGGCGGUGCUCACGUUCUGGGCACUGACCCUCUGGACAUUGACAAGGCUGAGGACCGUCACAAGUUCUCCCAGAUUCUGGAUAGCAUUGGUGUCGACCAGCCUGCCUGGAAGGAGUUGACCUCUGUCGCCGAGGCCGAGAAAUUCGCUGACUCAGUCGGUUACCCGGUCUUGGUCCGUCCGUCUUAUGUGCUGUCUGGUGCCGCCAUGAGCGUCAUCUACGGUAUCGAUGAGCUCAAGGAGAAGCUCGUCAACGCCAGUGCGGUCUCCCCUGACCACCCUGUCGUGAUCACCAAGUUCAUCGAAGGUGCUGAGGAGAUCGAUGUUGACGCUGUCGCUUCCGGCGGUAAGCUCCUGAUCCACGCGGUCAGUGAGCACGUCGAACAGGCCGGUGUUCACUCUGGUGACGCCACUCUGGUUCUUCCCCCUGUCAACCUUGACGAUUCCGUUAUGGCCCGUGUCAAGGUGAUUGCCGAAAAGGUUGCCAAUGCCUGGAACAUCACUGGUCCCUUCAACAUGCAGAUCAUCAAGGCUGACCAGGAGGGCGCUGAGCCUGCACUGAAGGUCAUUGAGUGCAAUCUGCGUGCCUCUCGUUCAUUCCCCUUCGUCAGCAAGGUCCUGGGUAAGAACUUCGUCGACAUUGCCACCAAGGCUCUUCUCGGUCGUGACGUCCCCGAGCCCGUUGACUUGAUGAAGGAGGAGCGCGACUACGUUGCUACCAAGGUUCCCCAGUUCAGCUGGACCCGUCUUGCCGGUGCUGAUCCCUUCCUGGGCGUCGAAAUGUCCUCCACUGGUGAAAUUGCCUGCUUCGGCAAGGACCUCGUCGACGCCUACUGGGCCUCCCUCCAGUCCACCAUGAACUUCCGCAUGCCUGAGGCCGGCGAAGGUAUCCUCCUCGGUGGUGACAUUUCUCAACCCUACCUGACCACCAUCGUCGACUACUUGCAGCCUCUCGGCUACAAGUUCUUCGCCGCCAACCCCACAGUCAAGGCUCAUCUCGAGUCUAGCUGCAAGGAUAACGUCACCGUGCAGGUGAUUGAGUUCCCCAAGACUGACAAGCGUGCCCUCCGUGAAGUUUUCCAGAAGUAUGACAUCCGUGGAGUCUUCAACUUGGCCAAGGCCCGCGCGAAGACCCAGCUGGAUGAGGACUAUGUUAUGCGCCGUAACGCCGUCGACUUCAGCGUCCCUCUGUUCAUGGAGCCUAAGACUGCUCAACUCUUCGCUCAGUGCAUGAGCGAGAAGAUGCCCCGUGUUGAAGGUAUUCCUUCCGAAGUCCGCAGCUGGUCGAACUUUGUCGGUGGCAAGCACCUGUAA